Messenger RNA from Colletotrichum truncatum, 747 nucleotides. RefSeq lists its product as uncharacterized. Gene Ontology annotation, molecular function: protein binding. The record is from RefSeq and is a predicted model, not a curated record. NCBI's taxonomy places the organism in Eukaryota, Fungi, Ascomycota, Sordariomycetes, Glomerellales, Glomerellaceae.
AUGCUUCCAGGAAGCUCACGUCAAACGGUGUACAGUCUCUACGGCCGACAGAAUGGGCAAGAUGCGUACAACAUAGAAGCAAGACUCAGGACAAACAGCUAUGCAGUCAGUGGUGGGCCGACAGAGGAUUGGCCGGGAUCAGAUUACGAUGCAAUGUUUGCGGUGCAUGCAAAUAUAUCGAAGAUCAACCACAGCUGUCGCCCUAAUGCAGCACCUCAGUGGGAUUGGGACUUGUUCGCACACAACUUGUACGCAGUUCGCGAUGUUGCUGCUGGCGAGGAGAUUACUAUAUCCUACUUGGGAGCCAACUAUGCGCUAUUGCCCUCGCAAGAGCGAAAACAGUACCUCAAUUCAUCACUCGGCUUCGAUUGCGUUUGUGACCACUGCAAAGCUGCACAGAAAUUCGUUGACCUGUCCGAUGAUCGCAUCAAUGAGAUCUUGCUGCUCGAACGGCAUCUGGAAGACAAAAAAAUUGCACCAGCCGAACCAACAGCAAUGGCUGAACUGCUAGUCAGUCUGUAUAAACAAGAAGGUCUAGAGUUGUUUAUUAGCAAGGCAUAUGCUAUUGCGGCACGGGAGUGGAACGGUGCAGGUUAUGAAUACCAGGCACGCUUAUGGGCGUAUCAAAGCCUCAAGGCUAGUACGAUCAGUAGCUUAUCAUCAGGAGCUGAAGAGUAUGUAGAGGAUAUGAACGAUCUAUUGAACGGGGCAAGACACCAUUGGUCUUGGAAGUACCGUGUACGUUAA